AUGGGAAAAGCACAGAAAAAGACUGGAAAAGGUCGUCUCGACAAGUUUUAUAAGCUCGCAAAGGAGCAAGGGUACCGGGCGCGUUCAGCGUUCAAGCUUAUCCAGCUCAACAAAAAGUACAACUUUCUCGAGUCUGCACGAUGCUGUAUCGAUCUUUGUGCUGCUCCUGGAGGUUGGCUCCAGGUCGCGAGCAAGUAUAUGCCGCCAAAUAGUAUCAUCGUGGGAGUUGAUCUUGUCCCAAUCAAGCCAAUUCCACGCGUUACGACGUUUGCAGCGGACAUUACCACGUCAAACUGUCGCUCUCUUCUUCGUGGAGAAUUAAAAGAUUGGAAAGCGGAUGUAGUACUGCACGACGGUGCCCCAAACGUCGGUACAGCGUGGAUACAGGACGCCUACUCGCAAGCAGAACUAGUCCUAAUGAGUCUCCGCCUCGCCGUGGAGUUUCUCAUCAAGGGCGGCACAUUUGUCACCAAAGUCUUCCGCAGUACGGAUUAUAAUAAUCUUAUCUGGGUCUUCCAGCAGCUGUUCGCCAAGGUCGAGGCAACUAAGCCUCCUGCUUCAAGAAAUGUUUCCGCGGAAAUCUUCGUGGUAUGCCGCGAAUUCCACGCACCAAAGUACAUCGAUCCAAAGUUCCUGGACCCUAAACACGUCUUCAAAGAGCUUGCUCCCGAGUCGACAGGAGGUAUCGAUAAAGGCACGUCGGCAAACAACGUUCACGCCAACGUCUUUAUGCCUGACAAAAAACGCCGCAAGCGUGAUGGAUAUGACGAAGGCGACUAUACGCUUUACAAGACGAUCUCUGCAAAAGACUUUGUCUACGGGGACGCUCUUACGCAGCUGGGAACGGCGAACCGGAUUACAUUUGACAAGAAGGACGAGGAAGAGGGCGCCUGGUUGAAGAGCGAGAUUACGACCAAAGAAGUUCUCGCCAACUGUGAGGACCUCAAGGUGCUGGGAAAGGGCGACUUCAAGGCGCUCAUGAAGUGGCGCGCUGCAAUUGGCUUGGACGUCAAAACCAAGCCCGCUGAAGAACUCACAGAGACUGUCGAGGUUGUGGAAGAAGAGGUCGAUGAAGAUGAGCAGAUGCAAGAAGAGCUCGAAAGGCUUAGCAAAGAAGCAGCCGCGAAAGCCAAACGCGACAAACGGCGGGCAAACGAGAAGAAGACAAAGACCAUUCAGCGUAUGCAGCUGCGCAUGGUUGCGCCGAUGGACAUUGGUCAAGAGCUUGUGGACGACUCACUGCAAUAUGGACAAGAGGACAUGUUUGACCUCUCCACGGUGGACAGAAAGCGCAAGACGCUUCUGACCAAAGCUGAUGAGAGCUCUGAUUCAAGUACCGAUUCAGAGGAUGGUGGAGAAAGCACCGAAGAGGAUGGGCUGGACUCCGAUGAGGAGAGGGAAAGACGAAUCGGAGCACUCGAAGACGACCUCGAUGGACUUUACGAGGCCUACAAGGAGAAACGCUCGGAGCGAGACGCCAAGUUUAAAGCCAAACAGGAACGUCAGAAGAACAAGGACCGCGAGGAGACCUGGGGUGGUAUCCGCGAGAAGGACGAAUCUGAUUCCAAUUCGGACACCGAGAGUGUUGGGGAUGGGUGGGAAGGAAUGCAGGCUCGCAAGAUGCAGAACGGAGAUGCAAGUUCAGACAGUGGCUCAAGUGAUGAGGAUGACGACAUGUUACCGCAAGGUACCCAUUCACGCAAGCGAAAGCGGGUCGACAAGAAUGAUGCUGGUCGAGGAGAACUUCUGGAGGACGAGCCUACGAAUCGCAAGCGCGCUAAAAGAUUCGAUGGACCUCUGAUCACCAGACUGAACGCUCCAGAAGAUGCCGUCAAGCCGAGCCGCACCGCGCAACUUUGGUUUCUCAGGACAUUUUCGCCGGCCACCAGCACCCCUUCUCAGUCUGGGAACAAUGACAGAGCCGAGGAAGAGAGCGAACCUGAUUAUGAAGUAGUCCCGCAAGAGGAAGAUGUAACCAUGUGGGAUGUGGACGACGAGGAUGCCGACGCUCAGAAACGGGAGUUUGUCAAGAACUUUGGACUCAACACGGCCGAAGCAAUUACUUUGGCUCAAAAACUUGUCAAUCGGGAGACAACGAGGACUCACCUGAUCAAUGAUGGCUUCAAUCGGCACUCGCUGAAUUCAAAAGAGGGCCUCCCAAGUUGGUUCCUCGAAGACGAGGCAAAGCACUACAAACCGAACAUCCCUAUCACGAAAGAAGCAGUACGCGCAUUGCGUGCCAAGCAGCGUGAACUCGAUGCACGUCCGAUCAAGAAGGUAGCCGAGGCCAAGGCGCGUAAGAAGCUCAAGGCAGCACAGCGACUAGAAAAGGCGAUGAAAAAGGCAGAAGGAGUCAACGCGACAAGUGACAUGACUGAGAAGGAAAAGGCGAGUCAGAUUGAAAAGUUGAUGAAGCGUGGACUCGGCAAGGGCAAGAGGAAGAAGGACGAGGUCAAGCUGGUCGUUGCGAAGGGACCCAAUCGUGGGCUGAAGGGCAGGCCGAAAGGUGUAAAGGGAAGGUACAGAAUGGUGGAUUCCAGGGGCAAAAAAGAGGUUCGUGAUUUCCAUUUUGAGAGCCGGCGUCUUGGAGACGUGCGGUGUUCGCGAGGGCGGAUGCUGAUUCUUGCAAUUCUAGUUGCGAGCACAGAAGAGGCGCGAAAAGGCGGCAAAGCCAAAACGACGGUAGCUAUAAAUGUAAAUUCGAAAUCUCCUGGAGAAAUGAGAAUUUCAUUCCUUCAUGCCCUUGGAGACCUAGAGCAUGGCACGUCCACUAGCUCGGUUUGGUUGAACAAUGUGCGUGUUCACGCUGAAUUGGAGAAAUCGGAUAGAUCCACGCCACGCCCUGGAGUGGCCUUCAAGUUCUAUGAUCCCAGUACAGGAACCAUCUACUAUACAGCAAUUCCUCAGCAAAAUCCACAUUUUCAGUACCAAGUCCCAGUCGUCGGGAACGCCCAUCAUGGGAUGAUGCCCGUUCAGCAGCCUCAAUGUUCGGGAUCCUCUUCCUCAAUGUAUACCUCUUCUCUGCCCAUGGCACAUGGUCACACCUCGCCCACGUACAGCCAAUCCUCUGCGUCGACGCAACUCGGUUCAGGGAGUUCGUCUGCUGGCUCCUCGCGUGCUCCUGAAUACGGUCACCCUCCACAAGUUCCCCGUUUCGCUUAUCGACAGCGCCCCACCGAGAGACUCGGUGGAAUGGGCGCUCAGGCUUCUGUCGAGAGAACGGGUGGAGGUGGGUCGAAUCAUGAUACGCCAAAGCCUAACAGGGAACGCAAAUCAAAGCAGUAG
This is a messenger RNA of Serendipita indica DSM 11827, 3285 nucleotides long. Lineage: Eukaryota; Fungi; Basidiomycota; Agaricomycetes; Sebacinales; Serendipitaceae. The record is from the annotation of a GenBank genome assembly.